Odobenus rosmarus divergens (Pacific walrus) is the source of this 933-nucleotide messenger RNA. RefSeq names its product claudin 12 (gene CLDN12). The transcript has 2 exons. The record is from RefSeq and is a predicted model, not a curated record. NCBI's taxonomy places the organism in Eukaryota, Metazoa, Chordata, Mammalia, Carnivora, Odobenidae. Gene Ontology annotation, cellular component: plasma membrane. The coding region runs from base 47 to 781 and encodes 244 amino acids.
AGUACCUCAAAGAUCUGACUGACGGUUCUGCACAAGCCUACCUGCCAUGGGCUGUCGGGAUGUCCAUGCAGCCACAGUCCUCUCCUUCCUGUGUGGAAUCGCCUCGGUAGCAGGCCUCUUUGCGGGGACUCUGCUUCCCAACUGGAGGAAAUUACGACUGAUCACAUUCAACAGAAACGAGAAGAAUCUGACUGUGUACACUGGCCUGUGGGUGAAGUGUGCCCGAUAUGAUGGGAGCAGUGACUGCCUGAUGUAUGACACUACUUGGUACUCAUCAGUUGACCAGCUGGACUUGCGGGUCCUCCAGUUUGCCCUGCCUCUCAGCAUCCUGAUUGCGAUGGGUGCCCUGCUGCUCUGCCUGAUCGGAAUGUGCAACACGGCCUUCAGGUCCUCAGUGCCCAACAUCAAACUGGCCAAGUGUCUGGUCAAUAGUGCAGGCUGCCACCUGGUGGCCGGGCUGCUGUUUUUCCUGGCAGGUACUGUGAGCCUCUCGCCUUCCAUCUGGGUCAUCUUUUAUAACAUUCAUCUGAACAAGAAGUUCGAGCCAGUCUUUACGUUUGACUACGCAGUGUAUGUCACUAUGGCCAGUGCUGGGGGCCUGUAUAUGACUUCCCUUCUACUGUUUAUUUGGUACUGUGCAUGCAAAUCUUUGCCUUCUCCUUUCUGGCAGCCACUGUACUCCCAUCCUCCCGGUAUGCAUACCUACUCACAGCCCUAUUCAGCACGCUCCCGCCUCUCUGCCAUCGAAAUUGACAUUCCAGUAGUUUCACACACCACCUAAUGGGGAAAUCGUUAGUUCUCAGAGAAAACUUGUAGCCUCACAUUUCCCUUGUACAAGGACCCGUAUACAUUUUCCUUUGUUUCUGACCAGUCAAUGAAGCCAAAUUUGUAUGUCCUGGUAGAAUGAAGUGCUGCUAGUUUUAUGAAAAGUAC